Trichosurus vulpecula (common brushtail) is the source of this 10781-nucleotide messenger RNA. It is a transcript of the gene NCOR1, whose product is annotated as nuclear receptor corepressor 1. NCBI's taxonomy places the organism in Eukaryota, Metazoa, Chordata, Mammalia, Diprotodontia, Phalangeridae. Gene Ontology annotation, biological process: negative regulation of transcription by RNA polymerase II. The transcript is spliced from 47 exons. Bases 192 to 7652 code for a protein of 2486 amino acids. The record is from RefSeq and is a predicted model, not a curated record. Gene Ontology annotation, molecular function: transcription corepressor activity; nuclear thyroid hormone receptor binding.
ACAGAUUCACAGAAAUUUUAAUCAAAAGAAAGACUAGAGGAACACAUUUUAGCGUCGGUGUUCCACUUCUAUGCUAAUGACUUUUGCUGCUGAUUAUGAGCAUCUUCUUUUGCAAGGAGUUACAGUUUUGGCGGUUUCCCAGAACCAUGAUUGCUUGAUCUCAUAACCCAGUGAAGACUUCUCUCCUGAUAAUGUCAAGUUCAGGCUACCCUCCAAACCAGGGAGCCUUCAGCACUGACCAGAGUCGCUAUCCUGCCCACUCUGCCCAGUAUACCUUUCCUACCACCCGCCAUCAGCAGGAGUUUGCAGUGCCUGAUUAUCGAUCUUCUCAUCUUGAAGUCAGUCAGGCAUCACAGCUUCUGCAGCAGCAGCAGCAGCAGCAGCAGCAGCAGCAGCUACGGAGGCGACCUUCCUUGCUUUCAGAAUUUCACCCAGGCUCCGACAGGCCUCAGGAAAGGAGAACUGGGUAUGAACAAUUUCAUCCAGGUCCUUCUCAGGUGGACCAUGAUUCCCUGGAAGCUAAGCGACCUCGGCUGGACCAGGUUUCUGACACACAUUUUCAGCGGGUCAGUGCUGCUGUCUUGCCUUUAGUACACACACUGCCAGAGGGGCUGCGGGCAUCUACAGAGGUUAAGAAGGAGCCAGCUUUUGGAAGCAAACAUGAAGCACCAUCCUCUCCUAUUUCCGGCCAGCCCUGUGGAGACGACCAGAAUGCUUCUCCUUCCAAACUUUCCAAGGAAGAGUUAAUCCAGAGCAUGGACCGGGUGGAUCGAGAAAUAGCAAAGGUAGAGCAGCAGAUCCUCAAGCUGAAGAAGAAGCAGCAACAACUUGAAGAAGAAGCUGCUAAGCCUCCAGAGCCAGAGAAGCCUGUGUCCCCUCCUCCUGUGGAGCAGAAACACCGCAGUAUUGUUCAAAUUAUUUAUGAUGAAAAUCGGAAAAAAGCAGAAGAAGCUCAUAAAAUUUUUGAAGGUCUUGGCCCAAAAGUUGAACUGCCACUUUACAACCAGCCGUCUGACACCAAGGUGUACCAUGAAAACAUCAAGACAAACCAGGUGAUGAGGAAAAAACUCAUCUUAUUUUUUAAAAGAAGAAAUCAUGCAAGAAAGCAAAGGGAACAAAAAAUCUGCCAGCGUUAUGAUCAGCUCAUGGAGGCAUGGGAGAAAAAAGUGGACAGAAUAGAGAAUAAUCCCCGGAGGAAAGCUAAAGAGAGUAAAACCCGAGAAUAUUAUGAAAAACAAUUUCCAGAAAUUCGAAAGCAAAGGGAACAACAAGAAAGAUUUCAGAGGGUUGGGCAGAGAGGAGCUGGUCUUUCCGCCACCAUUGCUCGAAGUGAGCAUGAGAUUUCUGAAAUCAUCGAUGGCCUCUCUGAGCAGGAGAACAAUGAAAAACAAAUGCGUCAGCUGUCUGUCAUUCCACCCAUGAUGUUUGAUGCUGAGCAACGAAGGGUGAAGUUUAUCAACAUGAAUGGUCUCAUGGAGGAUCCCAUGAAGGUUUAUAAAGACAGACAGUUCAUGAAUGUUUGGACUGACCAUGAAAAGGAGAUCUUUAAGGAAAAGUUUGUCCAGCAUCCAAAGAACUUUGGCCUUAUUGCUUCCUACUUGGAAAGAAAGAGUGUGCCAGACUGUGUUUUAUAUUAUUAUUUGACCAAGAAAAAUGAGAAUUAUAAAGCCCUAGUAAGGAGGAAUUAUGGGAAACGCAGAGGAAGAAACCAGCAACAAAUCGCCAGGCCUUCACAAGAGGAAAAGGUAGAAGAAAAAGUUGAGGAAGACAAAACUGAAAAGACAGAAAAAAAGGAAGAAGAAAAGAAAGAUGAAGAUGAAAAAGAUGAAAAAGAAGAAUCCAAAGAAAACACCAAAGAGAAAGACAAGACAGAAGGUACAUCAGAAGAAACAGAAGAAAGGGAACAAGCCACACCUCGGGGUCGAAAAACAGCCAACAGUCAAGGUCGCCGUAAGGGUCGCAUCACCAGGUCCAUGACAAAUGAAGCUGCUCAGGCCAGUGCAGCCGCAGCUGCUGCUACUGAAGAGCCACCAACUCCACUGCCGCCGCCGCCUGAACCUGCUUCUGCUGAACCUGUGGAAACUUCACGUUGGACAGAAGAAGAGAUGGAAGUUGCUAAAAAAGGCUUAGUUGAACAUGGUCGGAACUGGGCAGCAAUCGCCAAAAUGGUGGGGACUAAAAGUGAAGCCCAGUGUAAAAACUUUUACUUCAACUACAAAAGGCGUCAUAAUCUGGACAACCUCCUGCAGCAGCACAAGCAGAAGUCUUCACGAAGGCCCCGGGAGGAGCGAGACGUGUCCCAGUGUGAAAGCAUUGCUUCUACUGUCUCUGCUCAGGAGGAUGAAGAUAUUGAAGCCUCCAAUGAAGAAGAAAAUCCAGAAGACAGCGAAGGUGCUGAAAAUAGCUCUGAUACGGAGAGUGCACCUUCUCCCUCCCCAGAUGAAGGUGCCAAGCCAGGUGAGGACCCUCCUGAAAAUGCCACAUCUGGGUUAGCCAGUGAGGCUCCGGUAGAACUGGAAUCCACUACAGGUGGCCCCAGUGCAUCACCUGCAUCUGUCAUUCCAAGUGCAAAGCCAGGAGCGGGACAGGAAGCUGUGGAAGCUCAAGUAAAGGAGGAAGUCAAUGGAGACUCAGAGGAGCCCAUGGACAUUGAGAGUGAAAGCCUCUCUGCUGAAGCUCAGCCCCUUGUUGGUUUCUCUGGGCAAACCAAAGCAGAACCUGGUGAUACAGAGAUGAGGCUGCCAGAAAGUGUUCAGGUGAAAGCAGAGAGUGAUGCCAAAGAAAGGGACUCAGAAAGACCCAAGGAAAAGCCUGAGCCGGAGGACGUGAACUUUGCCCUAGCUCAGACUUCCAGUGCCCUGAGGCCUGAGUCUCGAUCUGACAAUGAUUCCAGUGCUACCUGUAGUGCCGAUGAAGAUGUGGAUGGAGAACCUCCUGAGAGGCAAAGAAUGUUUCCUAUGGAUUCCAAGCCUUCACUGUUAAACCCUGCUGGAUCUGUAUUAGUCUCUUCUCCCAUAAAACCAGCUACAAUGGACCUCCAACAGCUUCAUCAUCGAGCUGCUGUCAUCCCACCAAUGGUCUCCUGCGCCCCCUGUAGCGUACCGGUUGGCGCCCCUGUGAGCGGCUAUGCUCUUUUUCAGAGGCACAUUAAAGCCAUGCAUGAAUCAGCCCUUCUGGAGGAGCGGCAGAGACAAGAACAGCUUGAUCCAGAGUGUCGACGUUCUGCGAGUCCAAACGUUGAAUGGGAAGGAAAAUCAGUCGCCUUUCUGCCUCAUGCUGAGGUCAAACGUGCAAUAGAACAGGAAGCACAGAUGCAAAACCCCGCAGCAAGGUCAGCCUCACCGCAUAGGCUCUCUCCAAGAGAAGGCAGUAAAGCGUCUCCACAGCCCGAUAGGAGUGCCACCCGCUAUAGUGUCCCGCCAGUCCUCCAGCCUGCUCCCCAUCAAGUGAUAACAAGUCUCCCUGAUGCAGCGAGGCUUCCAACGACCCGACCCACCAGGCCGCCUCCUCCACUCAUUCCUUCUUCCAAAACCACUGUGGCCACUGAAAAACCAUCAUUCAUUAUGGGAGGAUCAAUCUCACAGGGAACUCCUGGUACCUAUCUAACCUCUCAUUGCCAACCUUCCUACACCCCAGAGCCAGCCAAGCCUUCAGUUGGGUCAAUAUCUCUUGGAUUGCCACGGCAGCAGGAAUCAACCAAGCCUGCUGCCUCCAUGCCCUACAUCAAGCAGGAGGAAUUCUCACCCCGAGGUCAAACCUCCCAGCCUGAGGGCUUAUUGGUCAGGGCCCAGCAUGAAGGUGUUGUCAGAGGUACUACAGCAGCAAUUCAAGAAGGAAGUAUCACUCGAGGAACCCCAGCUGGCAAAGUUCCUGUUGAAAACAUCCCUUCCCUUCGGGGCUCUAUAACUCAGGGUACUCCAGCUCUAUCCCAGCCUGGCAUGCAAACAGAAACAGUGGUGAAGGGAGCGAUCGCUAGACUCUCUGUGGAAGAAAACAGCCCUGAGAAGAGCCGAGAUGAAGCUGUGUCCAAAGGCCAUGUGAUUUAUGAAGGGAAGAGCGGACACGUCUUGUCCUAUGAUAAUAUGAAGAAUACUCGAGAGGGAACCAGGAGUCCAAGAGCUGCUCAUGAAAUCAGUUUAAAGAGAAGCUAUGAUGCCAUGGAAGGAAAUAUCAAACAAGGGAUAUCAUUGAGAGAGUCUCCUGUGUCAGCCCCUCUGGAAGGGUUGAUAUGCCGUGCACUGCCCAGGGGGAGCCCUCAUUCUGAUCUUAAAGAGAGAACAGUGCUAUCUGGCUCAAUAAUGCAAGGCACACCAAGAGCCACAACAGAAAGCUUUGAAGAAGGCCUUAAAUAUCCCAAACAGAUUAAAAGAGAGAGUCCUCCCAUCCGAGCAUUUGAAGGAGCUAUUACAAAAGGAAAACCAUACGAUGGAGUCACCACCAUCAAGGAAAUGGGACGUUCAAUUCAUGAAAUUCCAAGGCAAGAUCUUUUAAGUCAGGAAAGCCGAAAAACUCCAGAAGUAAUCCAGAGUACAAGACCCAUAAUUGAAGGUUCCAUUUCUCAGGGCACACCCAUAAAGUAUGAAAGCAGCUCUAGUCAAUCUGCCAUUAAACAUAACGUCAAGUCCCUAAUCACAGGCCCUAGUAAGCUCCCUCGUGGAUUAUCUCAGUUGGAAAUGGUUCCAGAGAACAUCAAGGUGGUCGAACGAGGAAAAUAUGAAGAUGUCAAAGCAGGAGAAGCAAUCCGUUCCCGGCAUACGUCAGUUGUUAGCUCUGGGCCCUCUGUUCUAAGGUCAACCCUUCAUGAACCUCCCAAAGCACAACUGAGUCCUGGGAUUUAUGAGGACGCCAGUGCAAGGAGAACACCUGUGAAUUACCAGAGCACAAUGUCCAGAGGGUCCCCCAUGAUGAACAGGACUUCUGAUGCUGCUGUUUCUUCUGGGAAGUCUACAAAUCAUGAAAGGAAAUCUACACUUACUCCUACCCAAAGAGAAAGUGUACCUUUACCCUCUAAGUCUCCAGUCCCAGGAGUGGACCCUGCUGUCACCCACAGCCCCUUUGAGCCCCACCACAGAGGCAGCGCAGCAGGGGAGGUCUAUCGAAGCCAUCUUCCUGCACACCUGGAUCCCGCAAUGCCAUUUCACAGGGCACUGGACCCUGCUGCUGCUGCAUACCUGUUCCAGAGACAGCUUUCCCCAACACCAGGUUACCCAAGUCAGUAUCAGCUUUAUGCGAUGGAAAACACGAGGCAGACAAUUCUGAAUGAUUAUAUUACCUCACAACAGAUGCAAGUUAACUUGCGCCCUGAUGUAGCCAGAGGACUGUCCCCCAGAGAGCAGCAAUUAGGUCUCCCAUAUCCUGCAACCAGAGGAAUCAUUGAUUUGACCAAUAUGCCUCCCACCAUCUUGGUGCCUCACCCUGGGGGUACAAGCACUCCUCCAAUGGAGAGAAUCACUUACAUACCAGGUACCCAGCUGACCUUCCCUCCCAGACCUUACAAUCCUGCCUCAAUGUCUCCAGGCCACCCUUCACACCUGGCUGCAUCUGCUGCCGCAAAUGUUGAGAGGGAACGUGAGCGAGAAAGGGAGAGAGAGAAGGAACGUGAGCGGGAGAGGGAGAGGGAACGGGAAAGAGAGCGAAUUGCUGCUGUCUCUUCAGAGCUCUACCUUCGUCCAGGUUCUGAGCAGCCUGGACGGCCUGGCAGCCACGGUUAUGUCCGCUCCCCUUCCCCCUCAGUGAGGACACAAGAGAAUCUUCUGCAGCAAAGAUCCACUAUUUUCCAGGGACCCAAUGGAACCAGCGUCAUCACCCCCUUGGAUCCUGCCGCGCAGCUGCGCAUCAUGCAGCUGCCCCCUGGCGGGCCUUCCCUAACUCCAGGCUUGCCUGCCUCUCGCUACAACACUGCAGCCGAUGCCUUGGCUGCUCUGGUGGAUGCUGCUGCUUCAGCCCCUCAGAUGGAAGUGACCAAAGCAAAGGAAAGUAAGCAUGAAGCGUCCAGGCUUGAGGAGAACGUGAGGGGCAGGUCGGCAAUGUCUAGUGAGCAGCAGCAGCAGCAACUGGAGCAGAAAGCCCUGGAGGUGGACAAGAGGGCUGCCCAGUGCCCGUAUACCUCCUCAGCUUUCCCAAGCGGCAAGCCGCAGGGCCAGUCAUCUUCUAUCGUUUAUUCUGAGGCUGGGAAAGAGAAAGCCCCUCCUCCUAAAUCUCGGUAUGAGGAGGAGUUAAGGACCCUAGGGAAGACCACGAUCACUGCAGCAAACUUCAUCGAUGUCAUCAUCACCAGGCAGAUUGCCUCAGACAAGGAUGCACGGGAACGUGGCUCUCAAAGCUCUGACUCUUCAAGUAGUUUGUCAUCUCAUCGAUAUGAACCACCAGGAGAUGCUAUUGAGGUGAUAAGCCCUGCCAGCUCACCAGCACCACCCCAAGAAAAACUGCAGCCCUACCCGCAGGAGGCUGCUAAGACGAACGCUGCAGAAAGUGAUCCCAGUAGACAAUAUGAUGGAUCGCUGCCUCGAUAUCGACCCCAACAAGACCCCCCAUCCCCGCAGCAGCAGCUGCCCCCACCACCACCUUCUUCUCAAGCAGAAGGAAUGGGACAGGUUCCUCGCACCCAUCGUCUCAUCACACUUGCUGACCAUAUCUGUCAAAUUAUUACACAAGAUUUUGCUAGAAACCAAGUUGCCUCGCAGGCUUCCCAGCAGCCUCCCACUUCUACAUUCCAGAAUUCAGCAUCUCCUUUAGCAUCUACUCCUGGGAGGGCAAAAACAUCGAGCCGUUACAGUCCAGAAUCCCAGCCUCAAGCUGUUCUUCAUCCACGGCCCGGCUCCAGGGUGUCUCCUGAAAAUCUUUCCGAUAAAUCCAGGGCAAGGCCUGGAAAAUCUCCAGAAAGAAGUCAUGUCUCCUCAGAACCCUACGAGCCAAUCUCCCCACCUCAGGUUCCAGUCAUCCAUGAGAAGCAGGACAACAUCCUGCUCCUGUCUCAGAGCGCAGUGCCCGCGGAGCAGAGGAAUGAUUCCCGCUCUCCAGGAAGCAUAAGCUACCUGCCUUCCUUCUUCACCAAGCUGGAAAACACUUCACCCAUGGUGAAAUCAAAGAAGCAGGAGAUUUUUCGUAAGUUGAACUCCUCUGGUGGAGGUGACUCUGACAUGGCAGCUGCUCAGCCAGGAACUGAAAUCUUUAAUCUGCCAGCAGUCACUACCUCAGGCUCCAUCAGUGCUAGAGGUCAUAAUUUUGCGGAUCCUGCCAGUAAUCUGGGUCUAGAAGACAUAAUAAGGAAGGCUCUCAUGGGAAACUUUGAUGACAAAGGAGAAGAUCAUGGAGUUGUCUUGACAGCACCUAUGGGAGUAGUAGCAGGAGGUUCAAACCCACCCAUGUUGGGCAAUAGUGAAACACGCAGAGAGGAAACAAACCCGUCACCUAAUUCUGGCGGGGGAGUUGGCAAACCGAAGCUAAUUGGCAAGUCAAAUAGUAGGAAAUCUAAGUCUCCUAUUCCUGGGCAAGGCUACUUAGGAACUGAAAGACCUUCUUCAGUGUCAUCUGUCCAUUCAGAAGGAGACUAUCACAGGCAGACACCUGUGUGGGCCUGGGAAGAUCGGCCCUCUUCCACAGGGAGGAGGAUCGUGGAAGAUUAUGAACAGUAUCGCCUCAUAAGACAGUGAGAAGUGGAGAGAAAGUCAAGGUUAAAAGAAGCACGGAGAAAGACCUGACUGAGCAGUCAUCCUGAAGACAUGGAAUGAUGGGAUUGGGAGGAAAACAGAAAUGGAAGCUAUUUGUAAAGACUUGAUCACAAACUCUUUUCGUCAUGAAGGCCAAUGGGGCCACCACCUUUGGCCUAGCAUCCUAGUCUCUGAUGUGUCCUGCAUGAGGAAGCAGAAAUGGCACUCAAAGAACACAAAGCUGGACCAACCCAAGGGUACACAGAGGAGGUCCAUGCUGGAGGCACCUCACUUCACAGGUAUAUGUAAGAGGGAAGGGAUAUCAAAGGCGCAGAAAGAAUUCAGACUUUGUAACCAAAAAGGGGACUGGAGCCCAACUUUCCUGUCUGUGCACAGUGUUUAUGAUGAUCUGUACAUAUAUUGAGGGCACCUCUGGAGGUAUGAGAAGGGAGCAGGCUGGCUUUCACAAAUGGGUGCUACUUAGUCUCAGUCACACAGUGGAUUGAAAGGGGCAGAGUGUACAGGAUCCUACCUUGCUUCCUGUUUGUUGGCUGCUAAAAAAAAAACCGUGAUUCAGUAGGGACAAAAUACCACCUUCAAGGCCUUCCUCCAGCAAAAUGUUUCUCCCAUACAUGUCAGGCAUACAAGAUUCCUUGAAAGAGCGUAUUUUUUUGUUCAAAAAUACCUGAUUUGUUAACAUCAAGCAAAGAAAAUAAAAAAACAGGAAGAUAUGCUUAUAAGUGACAGGUAAGUCCAGUGCAGACCCUAAUCAAUCAACAAACAUUUAAGUGAUUACUAUUUACCAGGCACUGUGUUUAGGUGCUGGUGGUAUGACUACUCAAAGAACUUAGAUUCCACUGAAUGGAAACUCUUUGUAUGCAGGUGAGUAAAAACACUCAUGAAAGAGGGAAUUAGAGAAGGGUGACAGAGGUGGCCCUUAAGCUGCCCCCUAAGCUCAGAGAGCAGAGCCCCGGAGUCUGGGCCCUGCUUGUGUGAAGGCUGUGUCUGGAGAAGAGCAAGGAGGCCAGUUUGACCGUAGGGGCUCUAUAGAAGUACAUAAGCAGACCGGCACCAGAGAGAAGGCUUUGUAUUUUGUCCUUAAGGCACAAGUCAGCUGCUGGUGCAGAGGAGUCACAUAGACUAAAUUAAAGAGGGUGAGGUUCUCCAGAUAUGUGUUUGUGGUUGACAUACUGAUUGCAAAAAGUCCCAGAGUACUGCAGAACAUCUUAGGCCAGAUCAUAAUCACUCCAAAGAAUUCAGCCUAACUCUUCAUACAGGAAAGCCAAGUGGGUGAAGUAUGUCUGCUGUGUGGUAGGGAACAGGCAGUCGGCUUGGCCCUCCAUAGAAUGUCCUACCUCUGUCUUGGACAGAUAAUGCUUAUGAACAGUGAGUUGGGCUCAGGUUAGAACAGAGGGAAAGAGUGGGCUAACUGGACUUUAGGAAAUUGUUUAGUGCUUUUAUUGACCUCACACUCCUUCCUGAAACAAAGCCCCGUGUUUUAACCUUCCAGUAUUCUUCCAGUAAUGAUGUCUGGCUGCAGUUCAUGAGAUAUCACGCUCUCCAAAGGACUGUGAGAGGAUGACCCAAAGGGCAGCACUAAGGCUGCAUGACCGGAGGGCUCGAUCACGUAGGGAAAGCCAGGGAGAACCAGGGCACAGCCACUGUGUUGCAUUGCUACCCACGUAGUGUCAAGAUAGAAGAAGUCUCUCAGCCUCUCGAGAGGUACCGCUGAGACACAUGCAGGAGCACAGAGAUGGAAAUCACACACCAUGCACAUGGAUGUGUUGGGACCUGCACUGCUGGAAGAGGUGCCUCCCGAAAGAGAUGGUCAGUCCAUCACAUUAUAUAUUUAGUGAGGUUUGGAAGUUGAGAUAAAAAGAUCAGAGAACGGGGAAGGGUGCGAGGAGGUUUUCUCUUUCAGCCCAAAGCCUCCAAGCAGGUCAAUUAAAAAAAAAUUCUCCUAUUUUAACAUCAACUUCCUUUCCUGUUCCCUCGCCUCAAGAUCCAUUCAUUUUAACAGAAUAAAUAAGGAGGAAAAUUAUUCAGCAAAAUUAAUCACCGUGUUGGUGAAAUCCAAUGGUAUAUAUGCAGUGUUCCAUGUCCAUGGUCCCGCAUCUUUGCAAAGAAGGCAGGUUCAUUCUUAUAUCUGUUUCAGAGUCAAAUUUAGUCAUAAUUAAAGAAUAUUCAAUUUUAAUUUAUUUUUGUUUAUAUUCUUGUAGUCUUUUUAUAUAUGAUUUUCUGGGUUCUACAGAACUUAGUUCCUUAAACUACCUUCUCAAAAAAAUGCUGUUUCAGCUUUAUGGCACAAGUCAUGUUCUUGUAUGUAUGGUAGGUCUAGAAAGAGAAUUCUGUUUGACCUCUUAGCCUACAUUUCAGUGGCAAUAUAAAAUUAAUAGUGAUCAUAAAUUAGUUUUAGAAUUAACUGAGGUCUCUUUAGUGGGAAAUGGAGCCAUCCAAUGGGACAUCCUCUGUUACCCACACUUGAUUCAUGAAUUAUAUAACUAUCUUAUUGUGGUGACUUAGUUCUUCAGCCAAUAUUCCUUGUAGCACAGAAGGGGAAGAACCUUGAACUCGGGGUCUUGAAGAGCUGGGUUUUGAAUUACUGUGUGAUAAUGGGCAAGUCACAAAUAUUUUUUGUCCUCACUACCUCACAAGGUUGUGGUGAAGAAAGUGCUUUGUAAAGCUUAAAGCGCUAUCCAGGGGUGAUUUCUUACUCAUCAUUCCAAAAUUCUUACAAUUAUCAAUAUCAGCUAAAGAUUUCAAAAUAAUACAUCAGCUAAAGAGGCUGCAAAAAAUUAGUCUGAUUAAAUCUAGCUCAGAGCUAGCAAUUGAGAAUUGUGUUCUUGGUGGAGAUGGCAGGGGCGAGAGUUGCUGAGGGAUUUAUGGGAAAUGGUCAUAGAUCCCAGCGUGACUUGAGGAUCCCCAUGCCCUGCUCCCUCACAAGCCUGUAACCUGUUCUUCCUCCGCUCCUGUCCCAGAGCAGCUACUUUAUUUGCCCCUGAACCUUCGGCCCCUUCCCUCGAAUUAUGGACUUCAGAAAUCUCCUAAGCACUAUUCUUCUGGUAAUAAUGUGCCAUAAAGCCAUUCUUCAGUUUUCUUUUUUCAUACUCAAUAAAAGAGAUUUAAAUAUUU